AUGGCGCGGCAAGUCUUGGUGGAUGAGGAGCUCUCACAGAUGUCCACCGAGGAGGAUCUGGAGAAAGUGGAGGAGAAGGCUGCUUGGAGGGAAAGGUACAUCGUGCCCUUGGUCUUCGUGGGCUUCAUCAUCAUUCGCGCCCUGGACCGGAUCUUCCUGUAUCGUGUCCAGAAGUCCAUGGCCGACUACACGGCGAUCUUGAUGAGUAUCUAUUGGCCCCCUAUGGUGCAGGUGAUGUGUUUCUUCGUCUCCUUGGGCUAUGUCUUCAACAAGCGCCGGAGUGACAAGUCCUUCGGCCUCUCCUGGUUCUCGCCCUUCAGCGAACGCGCCUCCACCCAGGGAGCGGUCCCGCAGAAGUGGAUCGCGCAGUUCGCGCUCUACGACCAGAUCAACGCCAUCGUCAGUGCGCCGCCCUCGCCCUUCAUCCCGCUGGUCUUGCAGACGCCACUGAACAACUUAGUGGUGCUCUUCACUGCUUUGAUCGCCUAUUUCUACCUGAAGACCCGCUUCAAGAUGGUGCACUAUGCAGGCAUUUGCAUCAUCCUUUGCUCUUGCUUAGUGGGAGUUCUGGUGGAGUUGCAAGGCCCUGCGCCCAUCAUUUGCAAGGGUCUUCACGAGGCAGAGGCGGCCUUAGCCAACCCAGCCACUGCGGCCACUGUCUCUCAAGAGACCAGAUGGUUGGUGGCCAACGCCACAGACGAUUGCACGACUGGGCUCCCACCCUAUAAGGACGCCGAUGGAAAGAUUAUCUACAUCAGUUUUGGAACUUUGGCCACGAUGUACUGCCUCUACAUUUUUGCCAUCGUCCCAUCAGCCUUCAGCAACUGCUACAAGCAGAAGAAGCUGAAACAGGUGAACUUGGACGUGAUGUGGUCCUUUUUCUGGUCAGGUAUGUGGCAGGUGAUUUGGGGCUUCUUGUUGUAUCCCUUGUCCUGGGUGCCUUGGCCCACUCCGACGGGAUAUAACAGCGCAGGGCCUUCCACCUUGGGUCAGGACUUGAGGGAUUCCUGGACCUGCUUCAUGGGACGGAAUCCCAAGCCCUCGGUGACCACCUGCGACGCCGAGCCCGCGUGGAUGUGGUUCAUGAUGUAUCUGCUCUUCAACGUCUUUUUCAACCUCUUCUUCCUUUGGUUGAUCAAACGCCUCAGUGGAACCUGGGCCUCCAUCGGCUCCAGGGAGCUCGUGCUUUAG
This is a messenger RNA of Durusdinium trenchii, 1191 nucleotides long. The record is from the annotation of a GenBank genome assembly. NCBI's taxonomy places the organism in Eukaryota, Dinophyceae, Suessiales, Symbiodiniaceae.